Molecule: messenger RNA, 4892 nt
Organism: Sciurus carolinensis (gray squirrel)
Lineage: Eukaryota; Metazoa; Chordata; Mammalia; Rodentia; Sciuridae
Gene: Ddx17
Product: DEAD-box helicase 17
Biological process (GO): alternative mRNA splicing, via spliceosome
Cellular component (GO): ribonucleoprotein complex; cytoplasm; nucleus
Molecular function (GO): RNA binding; RNA helicase activity; ATP binding
Source: RefSeq, a predicted model, not a curated record
GGCCCCCUCGGGCUAUUCCGAGACGCUGUUUACGUAUCGUCUCCGACGUACGUAGCGUUAAGUUGGAGCAGCCUCAGCGGCGGCCGCCAUUUUGUGCAGUCGCUGGGAAGGAAGGAGACGCCUGAACCGCGGCACUGCCGGGUUUGAGCGUAGCCAAACCUACCCACCGUUUUUAUAACCCCGAUUCUCUGUGUUUUGCUCCCGUCUCCGACGAGAGAGGCGGCGACGGUGGCGUCUGCGACGGGAGACAGCGCGUCGGAGCGAGAGAGCGCCGCGCCUGCCGCCGCCCCAACAGCGGAGGCGCCGCCGCCAUCGGUCGUGACCAGACCGGAGCCGCAGGCCCUCCCGAGCCCGGCCAUCCGUGCCCCGCUCCCAGAUCUCUACCCAUUUGGGACCAUGCGCGGAGGCGGCUUUGGGGACCGGGACCGGGACCGGGAUCGCGGAGGAUUUGGAGCAAGAGGCGGAGGUGGCCUUCCCCCAAAGAAAUUUGGUAAUCCUGGGGAGCGUUUACGUAAAAAGAAGUGGGAUUUGAGUGAGCUCCCCAAGUUUGAGAAGAAUUUUUACGUGGAACAUCCAGAAGUGGCAAGACUGACUCCAUAUGAGGUCGAUGAGCUCCGCCGAAAGAAAGAGAUUACAGUGAGAGGAGGAGACGUUUGUCCUAAACCUGUCUUUGCCUUCCAUCAUGCUAACUUCCCACAGUAUGUAAUGGAUGUGUUGAUGGAUCAGCACUUCACAGAACCAACUCCAAUUCAGUGUCAGGGAUUUCCAUUGGCUCUAAGUGGGCGGGAUAUGGUGGGCAUUGCUCAGACUGGCUCUGGAAAGACUUUGGCGUAUUUGCUGCCUGCAAUUGUUCAUAUUAACCACCAGCCAUACUUGGAAAGGGGAGAUGGCCCAAUUUGUCUGGUUCUGGCUCCUACCAGAGAGCUUGCUCAGCAAGUACAGCAGGUGGCUGAUGACUAUGGCAAGUGUUCUAGAUUGAAGAGUACUUGCAUUUAUGGAGGUGCUCCUAAAGGUCCUCAGAUUCGAGACUUGGAAAGAGGUGUUGAGAUCUGCAUAGCUACUCCUGGACGCCUGAUAGAUUUCUUGGAGUCAGGAAAGACAAAUCUUCGCCGAUGUACUUACCUUGUGCUAGAUGAGGCUGACAGAAUGCUUGAUAUGGGCUUUGAACCCCAGAUUCGUAAAAUUGUAGACCAAAUCAGGCCUGACAGGCAGACACUGAUGUGGAGUGCCACCUGGCCAAAAGAAGUGAGACAGCUUGCAGAGGAUUUCCUGCGUGAUUACACCCAGAUCAACGUGGGCAAUCUGGAGUUGAGUGCCAACCACAACAUCCUUCAGAUUGUGGAUGUCUGCAUGGAAAGUGAAAAAGACCACAAGUUGAUUCAACUGAUGGAGGAAAUAAUGGCUGAAAAGGAAAACAAGACAAUAAUAUUUGUAGAGACAAAGAGACGCUGUGAUGACCUUACUCGAAGGAUGCGCAGAGAUGGUUGGCCUGCUAUGUGUAUCCAUGGAGAUAAGAGUCAACCAGAACGAGAUUGGGUACUUAAUGAGUUCCGUUCUGGAAAGGCUCCCAUCCUCAUUGCCACAGAUGUAGCCUCCCGUGGGCUAGAUGUGGAAGAUGUCAAGUUUGUGAUCAACUAUGACUAUCCAAACAGCUCAGAGGAUUAUGUGCAUCGUAUUGGCCGAACAGCCCGUAGCACCAACAAGAGUACUGCCUAUACCUUCUACCCAGGGAACCUGAAGCAGGCCAGAGAGCUGAUCAAAGUGCUGGAAGAGGCUAAUCAAGCCAUCAAUCCAAAACUGAUGCAGCUGGUGGACCACAGAGGAGGCGGCGGAGGAGGGGGUAAGGGAGGUCGUUCUCGAUACCGGACCACUUCUUCAGCCAACAAUCCCAAUCUGAUGUCGGAUGAGUGUGACCGGAGGCUUCGAGGAGUUAAAGAUGGUGGCCGGAGAGACUCUGCAAGCUAUCGGGAUCGUGGUGAAACCGAUAGAGCCGGUUAUGCUAAUGGCAGUGGCUAUGGAAGUCCAAAUUCCGCCUUUGGAGCACAAGCAGGCCAAUACACAUAUGGUCAAGGCACCUAUGGGGCAGCUGCUUAUGGCACCAGUGGCUAUACAGCCCAGGAGUAUGGUGCUGGCACUUAUGGUGCUAGUAGCACCACCUCAACUGGGAGAAGUUCACAGAGCUCUAGCCAGCAGUUUAGUGGGAUAGGCCGGUCUGGGCAGCAGCCACAGCCACUGAUGUCACAACAGUUUGCACAGCCUCCAGGAGCCACCAAUAUGAUAGGUUACAUGGGGCAGACGGCCUACCUACCCCCUCCGCCCCCGCCCCCUCCUCCUUCACGUAAAUGAAACCACUCAGUGGUAGUGACUCCUGCAGACUUCAUUACAUAGAAAGGAACACUGUCUUUACUUUCCCCCUGCUUUUUUCUUUACCUUUUUUUUUUUUUUUUUUUUUUUUUUUUUAAUUAUUGGGGUUUUUUUUCCCUCCCAACCAUUGUGAUUUGUCUUUUCAUGCAGAUUAGUUAGAAUUCACUGCCAGGUUUCUUCUGCCCCCUGUCCCCAAAUAUAAUCCAGUCUGUAAUAACUGAUUUUGUAAAAAUAUAUAUAUAAUGACUAGAAGAGGAAAAUUUCUUCCCCCAACUUCUUGCAUGUUGAGGAUAUUUGAGCUAUUUUUCAUCUUAAAAGAAAAAAGUAAGGUAUUAGGAGGCCCUUUUGUGGGAACCCUUUUUUGUUGUCCUGAGUUUGUGGGGAGGGUGGGGGGAGGGCUGGAUUGUCCUGCAGAAGAAGAUGGCAUCUGUGCUGUGAAUUGCUCUCAUCACUGGGUUAGAAAACCAAGAGGGAUAAACCUGCACAUUUUCCAUGACGAUUUUUUUUUUUUUCUUUUUUUUUUUAAAGCAUUUCUCAAGUUGGAUCAGGGUUCCAGGGUUCCUUGGGCCUGAUGGUUUUAAGAUCGUGCUUUGCCAUUGUCAUUUUGGCUGAUGGCUUGAGUGCAUUUGACAGUUACAUUUUUAAUUGAUUUUCUCUCCCUUAAGUCUGCCUCCCCCCCCCCGCCCCAGUUACUGAUAAAACUGGUGAGUUUAAUGUCAGGUUAGAAUUGAAUUGCUGAGUCUCAGUUUAAUUCUUUUAAAUUAAAAACCCAAGCGUUAAUCGCAUUGGUUAAACUGCAGCAUCUUGGCAUUGGGGUGAAAACCUGCCUGUUUUCUUCCCCAUUUAAGCAGGGACCAUCUAUGAAAUUAAUUUCUAGCCAGACUGUUGCUGUGAGCAAAUGAAUGUCAGUGCUCACUGGAAAUUUACUUUUUUAAGUAGUUGAGCCUCUGCAUUCACCUGCAGUGUGUAAGGCACCUUUAAUGAUAAACAUUGUAUUCAAAAUGGAGGCAGAUUUUCCUUUUAAACUCAGUAUUUGUAGAACUAGGGUAAAAGCAGCUCUUUGCCGCUCACUCUGCCCCUUUGGCCAAGUUAUCUUGAGCAGACACUCUUAGGCACCCCUGAGCUCUCGCGCUCUGUCCUGCAGCGCUUCUAACACUUCUGGAGGCACACGCUGUCCUCAGCGUCCCUUUGCACUCAGCUUUUCACAGGUAGGUAGUGCUUAGGAAAUGUCCUGGAGGACUUAAGUCCAAGUCCUUUUUACUUUUCCUCUAUGUGAAGGUAGGUGGGUGGGUCCCCUUCAUAGUGAUACUAUCUUACUAAGACUUCAACAGCUAAUGGACCUGGAAAGAAUACUCUUUUGUGUUCACCAGAACCAUAGGCAGGCAGGCAGGCCAUCCCAGAAGCCCCUUCCAUACCUAUUGUGGUGGAACUGUUCAUUUUUAUGCUGUUACCAGUAUCACAGUGCAGGAGGAAGGCUCCCUUCCUAUUCUCAGGCUAUGGCCUGAAUGUGCUUGCUGGUUUGUAAGAUCUAAAAAUUGAAAUACUUGAGGUUUUUUGUUUUUGUUUUCCUUUUAAAAUCCUUCAGGGAGAGAGAAGGGAUGGUUUCUGAGGGGUUCUGAAAGUAUUGAUUCAAUGUGCAACAUACCAGGUAGGUUGUCAGCAUAAGCUGAAAUGUAUGCAUGUAAAAACUUUGGCAUCCUUUUUAUUUUCCACUUCCUUCUUUACUGCUCUUUUUGUUCCCCCAUCUUUAAAAAGUAGAGGCCAAGGAGGAUGGUGGGCACAGAAGAAAUAUGCAAAACUGUUCUGUGCUUUUAAACCAAAGUGUUGUGUCUUCCCGCCAUCUCACCCCAUCCCUCCCCAAAGAGAAGGUAUCUAAGCACUGAUCAGUCUGUUGUGGACAUUUCUUUCUACAACCAAAUUCUGGUUUUUUUUUUUUUGUUGUUGUUGUUGUUGUUGUUGUUUUUAAACAUAAGAGAUUCCACCACAGGGGACGUCCUACUCUAUUGCAGCUCCUGAAAGCAUCCGUUUUCAGGGAAAGGUCUGUGUAUACAAGCAGUAGUCCGAUUGCUUGCUUUCCCUUUUCUUAAAAUGAAAAAAUAGCAAAUUCCAAAUUUCACAAGCUCUUGUGGCCUGAGCACAGCUGAAGUUUAGCAGUUUUUUUCUGUAUAACUCUCUGAUGAAUUUCUGACAAAUGCUCUCUUGAUGCUGGUUACUGCAUUCAUGGUUGAAACUCAUUUAGGGAAAGGGUUUCAGUAUUAAACCACGGGCUGCUUCUCCCCAGUUCCUCCUAACAAGUCAUUGUGCGGACUUCUCUCAUCUAAAAGGUUGGUGGCUUUUGCUUGGGAUCAGUGCUCUCUAUACACAUGUCCUUGCUGGUCUCUGAACACAUUCCUGUUGCAUUAAGACUUGAAAGAUUUGUAGAUGUGUGAUGUUCAGGCACAGGAUGCUAAGAGCUAUGUUACUAUUAGUUUGUAAAUUGUCCUUUUGAUACCAUCUUGUUUUCUUUUGUAGGUAUAAAUAAAUAAAAA